AUGGGUGUUAAGGGACUGUGGUCACUGCUGAACCCAGUUGGGCGACCGGUUCAGAUCGAGAGCUUGGAGGGCAAACGCCUCGCAAUCGACAGCUCCAUUUGGUUGUACCAGUUCCAAUCGACGAUGCGCGACAAGGAAGGUCGCGUGCUUGUCAACGCGCAUGUCCUGGGCUUUCUACGGCGAAUAAACAAGCUAUUAUUCCACGGCAUCAAGCCAGUCUUCGUGUUCGACGGCGGCGCACCAGCUUUGAAGCGAAGUACGAUUGCUGAGCGCAAGCGCCGAAAGGUUGGUGCAGCCUUCAACCAUGCAAAGAUGGCAGAAAAGCUCCUUGCAGCGCAGAUGCGUCGCGAGGCCGUGAGAGUUGCCCAAGAGGGCGGAGAGACGAUUCCAGAGAACGCAGUGUAUCUGGACCAGCUGGAGGGACGACCGCCGCCUCCAGCUCGCACUGAAAACGCUGCAUCUUCCUCGAAGACUGGGCCUGUGAACCCAGCCGAUGAAACCCCUGAACAACGGCGGAAGCGGUUCAAGAACUACGACAGAUACUAUCUCCCCGAGGCAGACAUGCCAACAACUUCGACUGAAGAGCGACCAGACGCUCGUCUCGCUACCGAGGAGGAGUUGAAGCAGUUUAUCGACGAGAUGCGCCCAGAAGACUUCGACGUGGAAUCGGAGGAGUUCCGAGCCCUGCCCACCGAAGUGCAGUACGAGAUCAUCGGCGAUCUGCGUGUCAAGUCUAGGCAGCAGAGUCACAAGCGUCUCACGGAAAUGCUUCGCGCCGCCCCAACUGCCCUAGAUUUCUCCAAAGCGCAGAUCAAGCAUCUGUCACAGCGCAAUGCUCUCACACAGCAGCUCCUCACCGUGACAGACAUGGUGAGCAAGGCGCACUUGACAAUUCCGGUCAAGAUUGCGGCUGAACGCAACCGAGAGUACGUUCUGGUCAAGAAGAACGAGGACGAGGGCGGUGGCUGGGCGCUCGGCAUUAGGGAAGGCACCAAGGAGAAGCCAAUCGUUCUUGAGCCGGAAACACCGGAGCGGCCUGGGCGGAAGCAGCCCAUCAAGCGAGAGAGCAGCGAUGACGACUCGGACAGUGGCAUCGAGGAGGUUCAAGAACACAGGAGGCAGGAGAUGCUGGAAGCAAUUGCUCGUCGUUACGCGCCCCCGCCGAAGAAGGAGGAAAAGGUCGCCUCGUUUGGGAAAGCUCGUGAGCCAGGCGCUGCCCCGUUGUUCGACGUGGCGGACGACAUCGAGUUCGAGGCUGAGGAUGCUCCUGAGCCAAAAGUCGAUGUCACAGCGAACGACGAGGCCCUAGCACUUGCGCUGCAGCAAGAGGAGCUCGGCUCUGAUGAGGAGACCCCAGAUCCCGCUCUGGCUCGAGCUCUGGCACUGAGUAGAAUACAGAAGGCCAAGACACCGCCCGCCGUGGUGACCGAGAUCAGUGACAGUGACAGCGACGAGUUUGAGGAAGUCGAGGUCACACCCAGCUCUGGCCCAACUCCCGAGCCUCCUCAGCCGAUUGCUGUCGACAGCGAUGACGACGAGGUCGAAGUGACCGCGAGCGCCCCAGUGCAGGCGCCGAAGGUCGCCCAGCUCAAUGACGCAGGCAAGCUCAACAACCUUGUUCAGGAAAGCAUCCAAGGCAACGCCGCUCUGAACACUACGGCGCCAUCGAGCCGCAAGCCCGGCGAUCUCAUCAGCAACGUUGCCCGGGCUGCUUCAGCUAGGACCAAUGAGCCGCCGAAGUCUGCGGCUCAACUUGUCCCCGCUUCCCGUCCUCAAACCGCUGCACCCGCGCCAGCUCCGAGGAGAUCCGCGGCUUCACUCGUAACCGCAUCAAGACCUGAACCGCCCCGCGCUAGAUCGCCUCCUCGACGGCCAGCUAGGGUUUCAGCAGCACAGCUUGUUGCCGCGUCCAAACCGCCUCCGCCUCCCCAAUCGCCUGAAGAGGCUUCAGAGAGUGAGGACGACUUCGAGGAGGUUGCAGUUCAACUUGGCAAAGAGCCAACCCCUGCUUCUGUCCGUGAAGAUACGCCAGAGGCUGAGGGCGAAGAUCGCGACAGCGUUUCGCCGGCUCGUGAGCGAACGCCCUCACCGGUGACGGAGUCGUCGCCUGACCGAGUGCAGGUGCUCCCAAGCAGACGAGCGCCCUCACCCUCUCCUGCCCCGGUGGAAGCGGAGCUCCCGAUCCCCGCCAACGACAGAGGCGCGCCUUCCCCAUCCCCUCCUCGUGAGAGUACCCCAGAGUUCGACUUCGCCGCCGCUGCUGAGACUGCUGUGGAGCGUGAGCCACCCUUAGUGGAAACAUUGCACGAUGAGUCAGAGGACGAGGAAGCCAUCGAAUGGUCUCGUUCGCCGUCUCCGGUCCGCCGCAAAUUGGCACUAGCCGGUGAGGAUGGAGAAGGCGACACGUCGAUGCAGUCCAUCGAGAGUCAUCAUAGCCAAGCACCUUCGGAAGCUGGUGACAACGGUGAGAUGGCUCCCGUCGACAUGGUGGACGAGGAGGACGACUACGCCCGUUUCCUUGCCCAGAUCAAGGGGCGCGACCUGACCGAUGUCCGCACCGAAAUCGAUGAGGAGAUCCGGGUACUGAACACGCAAACAAAGGCCGCCAUGCGCGACUCGGACGAGAUCACGCAGGCAAUGGUCGUGCAGAUCCAAACCCUACUGCGUCACUUCGGUAUCCCUUACAUCACGGCGCCGAUGGAGGCAGAGGCGCAGUGCGCUAAGCUCGCGGAACUCGGGCUCGUGGAUGGCAUCAUCACCGAUGACUCGGACGUGUUCCUGUUCGGCGGCACGCAGUGCUUCAAGAACAUCUUCAACGACAACAAGUUUGCCGAGUGCAUCCUCGCAACGGACGUCGAGCGCGAGCUAUCCCUCACGCGUGAGAGACUCAUCUCUUUGUCGUACCUCCUCGGUUCGGACUACACGAUCGGCCUUCCCGGCAUCGGCCCCGUACUGGCAUUGGAGCUGCUCGCGAACUUCCCUGGCCCUGAUGGACUGCUCAGGUUCAAGGAGUGGUGGACGCGCGUGCAGCGCGGACAAGACCUGGAUGUCGAGGCGGACACCAAGUGGAAGCGCAACUUUAAGAAGCGGUUUUCUGGUUCGAUCUUCUUGCUCUCCGACUGGCCGAACCCGCAAGUGCGCGAGGCGUACUUGUACCCAACUACGGAUGAGAGCGAUGAGCCAUUCCACUGGGGCUUCCCUCGGCUCCAGGCUCUGCGGACAUUCCUGCACGAAGAGCUCUCCUGGUCGAUCUCAAAGGUGGACGACGAGCUGACGCCGAUCGUGCAGCGCAUCGCGCAGCGCGGCAAGGGCGGGCUCGCGAAGCAGAAGACGCUUCUGCCGUUCUUCGACGCUACAGCCGGAGUGGGGCACUACGCCCCCCGUCGCCGGCAGGUCAACGUUAGCAAGCGUCUGCUGAAUGUUAUCAAAGAGUUCCGCGAGGCAGAGGCCAAGGCGCGCGGGCAGGAGCCCGAGGAUUGGGGCGAGAUGAUGAAGGCGGUCGAGCCUGCGCCGGUAGCUGGGAAACGCAAGGCAUCCGGCUCCGCGACAGCUGUUAAGGACGCUGACGCGGAUGAGGAGCCGCUGGAGGAGGUGCAGCCGAAGAAGCGCAAGCGUGCUCCUGCUAAGCGCGGCAGGGGUCGAGGACGUGGCGGAAGUAGAGCCGCAUCAUCGCGGGCAAGCUCGAAGGCGGCAUCGCGUGCGGCUUCAGUUGCCUCUGACGAGGACUACGCCGAGUAG
Messenger RNA from Trichosporon asahii var. asahii CBS 2479, 3738 nucleotides. RefSeq lists its product as uncharacterized. Gene Ontology annotation, cellular component: nucleus. The coding region runs from base 1 to 3738 and encodes 1245 amino acids. The transcript is spliced from 8 exons. Gene Ontology annotation, molecular function: DNA endonuclease activity; single-stranded DNA binding. Lineage: Eukaryota; Fungi; Basidiomycota; Tremellomycetes; Trichosporonales; Trichosporonaceae. Gene Ontology annotation, biological process: nucleotide-excision repair. The record is from RefSeq and is a predicted model, not a curated record.